Lepus europaeus (European hare) is the source of this 306-nucleotide messenger RNA. Its product is annotated as short coiled-coil protein-like. The transcript has a single exon. Gene Ontology annotation, cellular component: trans-Golgi network. The record is from RefSeq and is a predicted model, not a curated record. Bases 1 to 306 code for a protein of 101 amino acids. Lineage: Eukaryota; Metazoa; Chordata; Mammalia; Lagomorpha; Leporidae.
AUGGGUGAAGAGUUCCAACUAAAGGUAAGAGAUGGUGUGAAGACCAUUCCCCUCCCAGUGUCUCAAAUGGAAGUGCGUUCAUCAAGGAUCAUGCAUCCAAGUCCCAGAAGUUUGUUAUCCAAGACGAUGAGUGCUCACAUGGAUGAUCUCACUGCAAGAGUAGACGCAGUUAAGGAAGACAAUCUGGAGCUAAAAUCAGAAACUCGAGUCCUUGGACAGUAUAAAGAAAAUCUCAUGUCAGCUUCUAGUGUUUUUCAAACAGCUGACACAAAAAGCAAAAAAAAAAAAAAAAAAGUAGGGGAUUGA